UCCAGAUUCCUGCAGAACUACUGCCGAAAGUAACAGAAAAAUGACUUCGCCGCGUAUUUUAUCCAAGGACGAGAGAGAGAUCAUUUUCAACAACAAUGCGGAACUUGUAUCGGGAGGUAGUCUCACGAACAGCUCGACGACAGACUUCCAGAACACGACCCUCGUAGAGAACGCCGAUGACGACGACCCCGGCUCGAGUACUAAGUUACUUGAUCGUCUCGCAACGGAGCACAACGAUGGCUCACUGACACCAGAAAGUAACAAAGUUCGUAACAAUCGAACGAUACUAACAGCCGAGCAGCAAAACCUGCUGGAGCACGAGUUCGAGGAGAAGGGCUUGUACAUCAGUCCGAGGCGGGCGGUCGAAUUGGCCAACAAGUUGAACCUUCAGAAGCAAAACGUGCUGAUCUGGUACCGUAACAGGCGCCGCAGGCUCGGCGCGCAGAGGAAAAAAUGGGUCCCGAGUGCCGCACAACUGGCCGAGCUCGAGCAGGAGUACGAGCUGAGCAAGAUGUACCACUUGGACAAGGCUCGCAGGCAGAUGGUAGCCGACCGAUUUGGGGUCGAAGAUAAAUGCUUGGCUGAGUGGUUCGCAAUGCGCCAGGCAGAGGAUGUGGCAAGAGACUCGGAGAACGCCGCCGCCGCUGAUCAGUUUACUUUCUCCUUGCCCGACUCGUCGACGGACUGCAACAACGCCGCCGGGAGUAUAACCUCCUUGAUGUCGAGCCUCGACGAGAACACGGUCAUGCAUUACAAACACUUGACCAAAUCAUUCUGUCCGGAUCUGUACGGUGAGCUCGGGGGUAUUGACGAUCAUCCGUUGAACAGGGCGAGCCAAGGUUACGACCUGCCAGGGAAGCCCUCCAAACGCAGGCGAUUGCACGAGAGUAGCGAAAGUGAACUGGACGAUGCUAACCCUCACAAGGACGAAUUAGUCGCUAAGGCCGAGAGUGCUGCCGACCAACCGAUCGACUAUUCAAUGAAUCCCAAGAAACGCAAGAGACUUUCCAUUUGUCUUCAACGGGUGGACUUCCCUAUGGCUAACACUGAGGAUGCUCCACUUCAGGUCCACAUGAUCAGUAACAGCCCUAUAAUAUCCGGUGACAUAUCAAACGCUCAGUUAACUAGUUUUAACAACCAUCAGACGUUCGAUGCAGAGUACGACACGUCUGAGCAUUAUUGCGGCAAUGAUUGCAGUCCGUCAGGGUUGAUGAUGAGCAAACAGGUGGAUGAUGAUAAUCUGAGUGAAAGCUACACCCCUAAGAAGCAGAACAAGAAGCCAAUGCUGCUGACUUGCGAGCAAAAUUUGAAGUUGCAGGAGGCGUUUAGCAAGAGCCCGAAAAUCAACAAGAAAAGAGCUAGCGAGUUAGCCGAUGAGCUAGACAUACCGAUGAGCAGAGUUGAAAACUGGUUUCGUAAGCACCGAGUUGAGCAAAAUGUUAAAAUCAACCGUAGUGUAUUAGCGACAGAGGCGAGGGAUCGUUUGGAGAAGGAGUACACUGAGAAUCCGAUUCUGGAUAAACCACGCAAGAAGUCGCUCGCUGAUGAGCUUGGUAUUAACGAGAAGGCCGUUUAUGCUUGGUUCUAUAGACGCAACAAAAAGCAGGAGGUGGCAACAGUCGAGCAGGAACCCGAGGAAGUGGUUGAGUUGCUGAUGGAGCCUUAGGCUCAAUAAUGUAAAAAAUUUUUUUGUUACUACUUUUGUUUGUGCUACUGAUUUUUUUUUUUUUUUUUCAUUUGCAUGUGUAUAAUUUUUUAAUUGCAUUGAAUAUUAGUAAUACCUUUUGUGAUUUGCUUUUUAAAACGGAGCGGCAUUUCGUUGCGUAAGCAUUUUUAAGUCAUUAAUUUUAUUGAUUUACCAGUACGAUGCUAGAAUUACAUGCGCGGAUUUUUGUAUGUUGAUUGUGCGAUGUGAGGUUUAUAUAAAUUUUAUAUGAAUUCAAGGCCAGGACGAGGCUUAAGUGUAUCCGAAAUUAAGUAUUUUUCAGCCACAGAAUGUAAUAAUAAUCGGAUUGUAAAUUUUUAUAAUUGUAUGAUCCACAGUUGAUGUACUGCGUAUUUAAUAAGAAUAACAAAAAUAAUAGUAAUAGUGCACUUGUAAGAAAAUAAUAACUUACUCAAAUACAUUCAUACA
Copidosoma floridanum is the source of this 2134-nucleotide messenger RNA. RefSeq lists its product as uncharacterized. Gene Ontology annotation, molecular function: DNA-binding transcription factor activity; RNA polymerase II transcription regulatory region sequence-specific DNA binding. Gene Ontology annotation, biological process: regulation of transcription by RNA polymerase II; embryo development; cell differentiation. Gene Ontology annotation, cellular component: nucleus. Lineage: Eukaryota; Metazoa; Arthropoda; Insecta; Hymenoptera; Encyrtidae. The record is from RefSeq and is a predicted model, not a curated record.